AUGGCGAACGAAGGCAGCUCGCCCAAGGGUGCGUCCCAGACGUCCGACAGUCGAAUUGCUGCAAUCUUUGGCGCUGACGCAUCGCGAGGGUGGCCUGGGCUGACGAUUGGCGGCAUGGGUGGUUCAGGCGCGGCGGAGGAAACUGCUUUCGGCGACUCUGCGGCCGCGCUGUCCCGCCAGGGCUCCCUCCAGCCGCAGUGGAUGCAACAGAGGGCCGGCGCAGGGGGGGGCGCGGGAGGCGGGGAGGGGGCCGGAAGGCGCGCGAGCGUGGAUUCGAGGCCGCCCGGCGGCGACCGGUGGCCGGGCUCCGAGGAUGCCGGGGAGCAGGAGCGGGACGCUGGUAGGGGGCGAUGGGAGGGGCGAGAGGACGGGGGCGCGGGCGGCAGGCCCUCCAGGUGGCGCACGGACGAUCGGGAGACCUGGGCGCCCCCGAAGGACAGGUGGACGUCCGGGCAGGAGGGGCGGAGGUGGGUGGACCCUCCGGGGCAGGCCCGGCAGCCGGCCCAGCGCGCUGACCGAGAGCACUGGGGGGGCUCGGAGGUGAGUGGGCUGUCCAGGAGCUACGGGGACAGGUGGGACACGGAGGGGGACCGGUGGACGGCCGGGGACAGGGAUGCCUACGUGCCCAAGCACGACUAUGUGCCCAAGAAUCCUCGGUGGAACGACGAAGAGAGGGGAGACCGAUGGCGAGCUUCGGGAGGGACACAACGCACAGAGGUACAGCCGCCAAGGGGGUUCACAAACCAGCGGAACCGUGGCAGUGUACCAUACCGAAGUGAGCGGGAUGGUGGAGAGGGGGCAUCAGCGCCGCCACACAUGAGGGCGCAGUCUCAGGCAAAGGUGGCUGUUGGCAAAUACAGCAAAAAGCAACUGCUGGACAUCUAUGACACCAUGUUGCAAAAACUGGGGGCGGCAAACCUGCCCAUGCCUGAUGACUCUGAGAAGGACUACCCUGGCCUCUUGAAGAGCGAAUAUGACCAGCCUCAUGUCAUAAAGCCCCGGCAGAGUGGCAGGUUUGCUGACGAUGAUGGCCAAGAGAGCAUGGACCACCAUGUUGGAAGCCUUGGGAGGGAUGGAAGCAAAGAUGGUGGCAGGGAUGACAGUCUGCUCUCCUUGUGCAUGAAGAGUGGGUCGGGUGCUGGAAUCUCAAAGGAGCACCUUGAAGCAGACCAGUGGAUGUACCAGGACCCCGAUGGGAACCUCCAAGGUCCAUUUGGGAAGGAGGACCUAUUGAACUGGUGGGAGGAAGGAUUUUUUCCAGAGGACCUGCCUGUGCGCUCUGCCCUUGCUGGAAACAGCGACUUUGUGCCAAUAAAGCAGCUCCUAAAGAUGUGGAAUCCUCCCCCACCCCCCGGGUUUGGGGUAAUGAGGCAGUCGUCGCUGCAAUCGCGGACAUCUGCAAGUGCGGCCGAGGCCUCUGGGCAAUCAUCGAGCCAGCACUUGGGGCAGACACCAUCACAGGACACGAACCUCCACUCCGGAAUCGUUGGUGACUUCUGCGCAACGAGUUCUGCACCUUCUCCUGCUCCAAGCCCUGAUGUCAGGAUCCCGCGUCAGGCCACACAGCAGGCUGUUGGAAGCCUCGACUCGCGCGGCAGCUGGCAGGUUCCCGACUUGGGCCCGGCAGAGCGACUGACGCACCGUGCAUCACUGGAAGGUCAUCCUUUUGAGCGGGUGGAGCAGUCCCUCGCCAUGCUGACCCUGCAGCAGGGUAUGGGCCAGGCUGGACCGGCUCAAAGGCCGCAGGGACUGCCAUUGGUGGGCCGGGGGUGCGAGCCACCCAUGCCAGCAUACAAUCCUCUGCUGGGUCUUCAGCAGCAGGCAGGACUGCCAUUUGGAACCCCACCACGUCAGGGGGGCCACUCGCUGGGGGCUAUGGGAACGCCACCGCUCGCACCCUUCCCGCCUCACCCAGUCCCCAUGCCACAUCAGUUCGACAACCUGCAUGGCCUUCCCAGGCCUGCGGACCAUCACCGGCUUGGGUUGCCGCCAGAGCCGUCGGCGCAGGACAUAUUCAAUGUCGACCUUGGCUUGGAACAGCAGGCUGGGCGUGUAGCGUUCAACAUGCAACACCUGGGCGGUCAUCCGAUGGGUGGUUUUCCACCCCAGAACCCGAACCCCAUCGUGCGGCCCGAUGUGUUGUCCCUGCAGUCUCACGCCCUCCUUCAAGGUGUGAGGAACCCUGGGGAGGGUCACGGGGCCAGCGCGGGCCCACAACAGCAAGGUGGAAACUAUUACUCCUCCCCCUUUCAUCUGCCCCCUACCUCACCGCAGCCUCACUGGAGCCUGACUGGCGGCGGUGUCGGGCCAGGGUCCGCUUCAGGUGCUGUCACGGGCAUGGGUGCCAGCCCGGCGGCAUCGAUCUUGAAUGCCACGCAACAAGCGCUGGAGUCGCGAGCGAGCGCAAACAAGAUGACGUCUCAGAGCCUGGCUGUAAUGACGGGCAUACCGCCCGUCAUGGGGUCCCAUGAUGUUGGCCGAAGAUCUAUGGACGGUGGGGGAAGUGUGGGACUGCUCCCCCCUGGCCCUCUCCUCAGCCAGGGUAUCGGCAAUGCGCUGCAGCUUGGGAUAACUCCACAGAAGAGUGGUGUGGACAAGGGACAGGCCAAGGCGGACGAUGGGGUAUGGAGCCAACUGUUGCAACCCGAUCUUCGGGCUGCUGCUAAGCCAGUGGGGCCGCCAAGCUCACCUGCAAGGAAGCGUUCUCCUGCACCAGCCACUGAGCAGUUGCCUGCUUCAGCGGCUGCCAGCACACCGGCGGUUAACUUGCCCACUUCUGAUGCUGUCACAACAGCUGUGGCACCAGUGCCCAGCACAGCUGCACCUCCCUCAGGGGGAAAUGCUGUGCGACCAGCUGAGGAUUCGAAGAAGACUGUGGCCGGGGCAGCUUGGGGGGCACGGGCGAACUCGUCAGCACCAUCUCUUCGAGCAAUACAGGAGCAAGAGAAAAGGCAUGUGGCCCAGGCAGCUGUCCAGGAGCCUGAACCUGUCCCAUCACAGCAAGCAGGGCCCUCUGUAGCAGGAAGGGCCGCUGCUUCCAGCCCUGUGGGCUGGAGUGGCAACCAAGGGAGGUCCAAGCCACAAGCCAGCCUGAGAGACAUAAUGGAGGCAGGAGAUGGUGAUGAUUCACUCUUCUGGGACUAUUCGCCGGCCACACAAGCAACCCCGCCCAAGGCGUGGGCCUCUUCCCAUCCUGGCAUCGGAGGACAGCAGCCACGCUCCCAAGCACCCCGACUGACGAACGUGGCACCUAUCCGUCCAGCUGCUGAGCCAGUGUCAGCACCGCCCAUUCCCACGAGCACUCCCAACACCAGCAGAACAACACCCAGGUCUGCCAGAUCUUCCGCCGCUAAGCAGCCUGCGGUGGCGGCCCAGCCAAGGCAGCCUUCUGGGCAGGCACAGCAGCCUAGGGGGCCAGUUGCCAAGCCGCCAGCGGCCAAGCCUCCCACUGUCGAAGCUCAGGGCUGCAAGAGUGCUGCGCCUCAACCCGGCGUGGUUGGCGAAGGGGGACUCUUUGGGGGUCAGUUCAAGAUCUCACAGAGCUUCAGGGAUUGGUGCCAGCGGCAGAUGAAGGAGCUCACAGGGAACGAUGACAUGGCCCUCGUCGAGUUCCUGCUCUCCCUGAAGGGACGCAUGGAGGUCGUGGAGUACAUACAAGAGUACUUCAAGGGCGCCCCCAAGGAGCGUGUUGCUGAGUUCACGAGGGAGUUCAUGGUGAGGAAGGAGAACGACGGGACCACGAUACGGAGGGAAGAGCAUGAUGGGCACAGAAGGAUGCAGAACGUGCGAGGCCAGCCGCAGGGAUCUGGGGCUCCGAUGGUGGGCUUUGGCAAUGACAGCGAUCUGCAGACACAGACGGCGUCAGAGGCGCAGGUGGUGGCGGAGGGCCAGCAGGGAGGGCAGGCGCCCGGCUGGGAGAAGGUCAAAGGCAAUAAGGGCAAUAAAGCGAAGGCCAAAGUGAAGAAAGGCCAGCCAAAGGGUCAUCAGGUGCCUGCGGAGCUCCUGGGGUUUCGCUCCAACUUUGACGUCCUGGCGAGAGGUGUCGACAAGUAG
This is a messenger RNA of Ostreobium quekettii, 4053 nucleotides long. The record is from the annotation of a GenBank genome assembly. NCBI's taxonomy places the organism in Eukaryota, Viridiplantae, Chlorophyta, Ulvophyceae, Bryopsidales, Ostreobiaceae.